Molecule: messenger RNA, 570 nt
Organism: Trichoderma breve
Lineage: Eukaryota; Fungi; Ascomycota; Sordariomycetes; Hypocreales; Hypocreaceae
Exons: 2
Coding region: 1-570 (189 amino acids)
Source: RefSeq, a predicted model, not a curated record
AUGUCUUCUCAACCCAAGAAGACCGCGACGGGCUCGCGCUUCGUGCUGCCUGCCCUCAACCUGAAUUUUGGCAGCAUUACCGACGGCACCGACAUCCCUCCCCCUCCGGAGUCUCCGAUUGAGCCGAUUACGCCCUCCAAAACGUCCAAGGCCAGCAACGAGAGCUCCGAGGCCAAAGAAACUGCUGCGACGGCGUACGAGAACAAGGCUGGCGUGAAAAGUGUUGCGGAAAACGCGCCGCCCAGUCCCGCGGCGUCUGGCCGACAGGAAAGCAUCACUCAAGAGAGCGGACGCAGCGCCGCCAAUGCGUAUCGCCCAGUCAGCCAGAGCGGCGUCAGCGCCGUAGAGUCUGAGAAAACGAAGCGCGCGAGCGGCUGGUUCAAGCGUCUAAGGUCGGGAGACACCCAGUCAAGGAGACGAUCGAGUCUCCUCAGCCUCGAACAACAUAUACCCGCGACGCCCAAAUUGACUUCCAAGUCUGAGAAACCACCUCCUAAGAUUCCCCAACUCAAACAGCUCGAGAGCGACAAAGGCGCCUUUGGAUCAAAUUUAUUCGAUCACAUUAAAUAA